AUGAAGGUGCUGAAUACACUGAAAUACAAAUGCGAGCAAUUGGAGGCGUCGAUGAGAGAGACAAGAAGCGUUCAGGAGAAUCUGGACAAACUGCGGAAGAACCCGCUUCUCGCGCCGACUGGUUACUUAUUGAAAGUUGAUGAAUCGAUCGAUGAAUUGUGCACCAAACUUCAACGCAGUCGACUUUUACUAUCACAGAGCAUGGAAAAAGCCAAAGGCUUGGAAGAAAAGCUGAAGCAGUGGCGAGAAACUGCCCAGAGCAUCAAAAUAGUGGGAACCUCACCCAAACUAGACAUGAAGAGUGGCGCCCAGUUGGCUGAAUUGACUUCGGAACUGGCACGACUGCGGUCGGCAUUCGAGCUCCUGAAGGCGGGUAGGCCCCCUGACACGCCCAAACUCAACCCAGAGGAAAUGAUUCCAGACCUAAUGUCCAUUCAAACGUUCCUGAAGCAGAAUCCGGCCAUCGAAACAGUGAAUAGUAGUUAUAAUAAGGUGAUUUCUGACGCGGUGAAACUUUCUUCGCUGGCAAAAGUUGUCUGUAACUGUCUUCUGUCCGUAAUGGAGGGCGGCGAUUCUGGGAAUUUCAAUACAAAACAACGUAAAAAGAAGUCAAAAAAAUCUAAGCAAAUUGUUCCACAAAAGUCACCUGUUAACGUCUUUGGUGCUUCGAAUGCUGCGGAUUUAGUAACAUCCGCGGCAGGUGUGUGGGCUCGUAACAAUGAAAAGGUUGAGGUGAAAAAGUCUCCUCGUGUUAGUGAAGUAUCCUCUGAUGACGUCGAUUUUGCUCUCUUUGAAUGUAUUACUGACAUGCGAAACAGACAGCUCAAUCACCGAUCCUCCAGUUCUCUAACGUGUUCACCCUACCGCCAACAACCCAGAGGGUUUAUUAACACACAGAAUACUUGUUACUUCAUCGCAUGCCUCCAGUCUCUCUUCAGCAUUCCUGCGUUUGUCGCCAUUCUCGACCGUCUCUCUGCGACCGUGCAUAGUGUAUUUGCGGAAGUUGGCUGUUUGCGUAAUCUCUGGACUGAAGACCUUGCUGUCACGACACCCAUACUUCGUUUGUUCGUGCUUUUGUUGGACGACAUUUCUCCCUACAAACCCAAUCAACCGAAUGGAGGGCAGCUGGCAUUGCCAAAUGAUUUCGGAUAUAUUCCCACGGGCAAGCCUCUCAAAGUGGACCCCAAGUUCUUUAGUUUGUUGACCUUGGAAGUUGGGCAUGAGCAAGAUGCUGCCGACUGUAUGUCGCGCCUCAUUACUCAACUCCACGAAGAAAUGGCGUGCUUGCUGCGCAGAUUCAAGCCUUCGGAAACGCCGAAGAAUGCAUUGGAAGAAGAUGACGACGGCGAAGAAUGGACAACGGUCGGAUGUCAGGGGAAAAAAUUUACAGAAGCCCGUCAGACUCAGGUAGACAAUGGCGAGAUGACACCAAUUUCGUUCCUUUUUGGCGGAAACCUCAUCUCCCGCUCCUCGUACAAGAAGGCCUCCCGGACAGCAAACAAGUCGGAUAUUAGUGUGAAGGAGCGAUUUUUUGUUCUUCCACUGGAACUAAAUGAUCCCCAAGUAACAUCCUUAGAAGACGGUUUCCGCCUUCUGGCGAAACGCGACAUCCUCUCCGACUUUCGCGACCCAGAAACGGGGGCCUGUGUUGUCAUGAAUCGACGCGUUUUCAUCGAUCACCUUCCACCGGUAAUCCUUGUACAACUCAAUCGAUUCUUCUACUCCGUUUCCAAAAAUGGCAUACAGAAGGUGCUCAAGCAAAUACCGGUUUACAAACAGCUGCAAAUACCUGAUUCCAUUGUCUCGAAGGAACGUGCCUUUUCAAAGGCUCAGGGAACUUACGAGCUGACUUCGGUGGUUUUCCACAUUGGUUACAACGCAACUCGUGGUCACUAUACCACUGUGACCUUGCCGACUCAAGACGACCUGCUGUACUUUGACGACGAGCGGGUGUUUCGUUUGCACCAGCAGCGAGACGAGGAGAGCAUGCUCAGGACGCAUCGACCCUUCGACGGACGAAACUGUCGAUUCACGGAGUGCAGACACCCCGCGGGUUCGGACGGUCCCCGACCCAGUAUAGCAGAACAACCGAGGACGCCUUACCUACUCGUGUACACAUCACGCUUCCAGUCCUAG
This is a messenger RNA of Mesocestoides corti, 2136 nucleotides long. The record is from the annotation of a GenBank genome assembly. Lineage: Eukaryota; Metazoa; Platyhelminthes; Cestoda; Cyclophyllidea; Mesocestoididae.